AUUUCUUCCCACAGCUGGAUCUGUCAUUUUACCCAGUUGUCUCAAUAUGAAAACGGUUUCAGAAGAAAAUAAAUGGCAGAAUGAAGAUCCAUAUUUAAGUGUACUACAGAAUGAAGAUCCCCACAAUGUAGAAACAAUGGAUAUGAAGAAUGAGAAAACUGACAUAUUAUAUAAGAUUGAAGAUACUCCACCAUGGUAUCUUUGCAUUUUUCUUGGGUUACAGCACUACCUCACUUGCUUCAGUGGAACCAUUGCUAUACCUUUUCUACUUGCAAACGCACUAUGUGUUGGAAAAGAUCAGCAUACUGUGAGCCAAUUAAUAGGGACAAUAUUCACUUGUGUAGGAAUCACUACAUUUAUCCAAACGACAAUAGGCAUAAGACUCCCACUCUUUCAAGCCAGCGCCUUUGCCUUUUUGGUUCCUGCACGAGCCAUAUUAACACUGGAGAAAUGGAAAUGUCCAUCUGAAGAAGUAAUAUAUGGUAAUGGAACCGCGCCCUUUAAUACUUCACACAUCUGGCAGCCACGAAUUAGAGAGAUACAAGGUGCAAUUAUAGUCUCAAGUUUAGUAGAAGUAAUAAUUGGGUUUAUUGGCUUACCAGGAGCACUGCUCAGCUAUAUUGGACCUCUUACUGUUGCACCAACAAUUUCUUUGAUUGGACUUUCUGUAUUUGAAGCUGCAGGACAAAGAGCAGGAUCCCACUGGGGCAUAUCAAUCAUGACUCUUGUGUUGAUAAUAUUGUUUGCCCAGUACCUCCGAAACAAAACCUUUAUCUUCCCAGGCUACCAAUAUGGAAAAGGUCUACGGACAUAUAAAAUACAAAUCUUCAAGAUGUUUCCGAUAAUAUUGGCUGUUAUGGUAAUGUGGCUGCUGUGUUAUAUUUUGACUCUGAGUGACGUAUUUCCAGAAAAUAAUAUGUCUUAUGGAUAUGCUGCCAGAACUGAUGCAAGGGGUGAAAUUAUGUCCAGUUCUCCAUGGUUCCAGUUUCCGUAUCCAUGUCAGUGGGGAAUGCCUACAAUAACAAUAGCUGGUGUUUUAGGAAUGUUUAGUGCGACCUUGGCUGGAAUUAUUGAAUCAAUGGGGGAUUACUAUGCCUGCGCUCGGUUAUCAGGGGCUCCUCCUCCACCCGUUCAUGCUAUUAACAGGGGUAUAUUUAUUGAAGGAGUAUGCUGUGUUAUUGCUGGUUUACUUGGAACUGGAAAUGGAUCUACUUCAUCAAGUCCAAAUAUAGGUGUUUUAGGAAUCACAAAGGUUGGCAGUAGAAGAGUUGUACAAUAUGGUGCUGGAAUCAUGUUUAUUUUAGGAACAGUAGGAAAAUUUACAGCACUAUUUGCUUCAAUCCCUGAUCCGAUUCUUGGUGGAAUGUUUUGCACAUUGUUUGGCAUGAUAACAGCUAUUGGCCUCUCUAAUCUUCAGUUUGUUGACAUGAAUUCUUCUCGAAAUUUGUUUGUGUUGGGUUUUUCCCUGUUUUUUGGAUUAGCAUUACCAAACUUCUUAGACUCACACCCUAACUAUAUAAAAACAGGGAUAACAGAAAUGGAUCAAAUAUUGACUGUGCUUUUAACAACAGAAAUGUUUGUAGGUGGCUGCAUUGCAUUUUUUCUGGACAAUACUCUACCAGGGACUCAAGAAGAACGUGGAAUAAAAAAGUGGAAGCAGGGAGCUGAUGUGAACACUCAGACGUCUGAAGAUCUUAAAAGUUAUGAUUUCCCCUGUGGAAUGAAUAUAAUUAGACAAAUACAGUGCUUUAGAAGUAUACCUAUUUGUCCACUUUUUAAAGGAUUUAAAUCAAUAAAAUGGCAGACAUGGUCAACUAACACAGGUAGUAAAGACAACAUGUCUAUGUGUACAAAAGUGUAAUAUACAUCAUUGUUUUUUUUCAUAAUGCAUACCAUGCAUGUUCAAGAUGUUGAUCACACAUAGAAUAAGCUAUUUAAAGACAAUUAAAUGGUGGAUUUUACCAA
Molecule: messenger RNA, 1965 nt
Organism: Pelobates fuscus (common spadefoot toad)
Lineage: Eukaryota; Metazoa; Chordata; Amphibia; Anura; Pelobatidae
Gene: SLC23A1
Product: solute carrier family 23 member 1
Exons: 14
Coding region: 47-1861 (604 amino acids)
Biological process (GO): transmembrane transport
Cellular component (GO): membrane
Molecular function (GO): transmembrane transporter activity
Source: RefSeq, a predicted model, not a curated record